Ananas comosus (pineapple) is the source of this 744-nucleotide messenger RNA. RefSeq lists its product as uncharacterized. The record is from RefSeq and is a predicted model, not a curated record. The coding region runs from base 1 to 744 and encodes 247 amino acids. NCBI's taxonomy places the organism in Eukaryota, Viridiplantae, Streptophyta, Magnoliopsida, Poales, Bromeliaceae. The transcript has 7 exons.
AUGGUGUUUAGGUGGAGCACGGUUGAGCCGGGGAUUCGCCGACGUCGCGCCGCGAGCCGUUCGAGCGAGCGUUUGUUGCCGGGGCAUUGCGAAGAGGCCGGGCGAGGGUGCGUCUUCGCCGUCCUGGACAUCGCGCCGAGGAUUGUCGCUGUUGAGAAUCUACCGUCGACUGUUAGUAUUUCGGCUCGUUCUCCGCGUAGGAGCGUCGGAUCGCGACGAAACUUGGUUCAUUGGAUUCUAGACUGCGAGAGGAUUCCACGGAGCCCUCACUUGCAAUUUUUGGACGAGCUCGGCGACCGGUCUAGGUGGUCCCUGAGGAAUCCAGCAGCAUCGCAGGUGGCCGAGGCUGAGUUCGCUGCCAGGAAAUUGCACUUGAGAGCCACAGGUUUCGGCUACUGCGCCGUCUGCGGACCAGGAUCGAGCUCCCUACUACUGUUCGUAGUAGGUAAAUACCUUUCUCCUAUAGAGAGGCAACCAACUAGCUACGCCCCCAGCAACCGCACUAGAAACGUUGAGCUGCCGGGCAACAAAGAUUAUCGGGCCUACUUAAGCUGGCACUGCAAGCCUCGAGGCAUCCACCGGCCCACCCCGGGCGGAGAGCUGGUCAGCUGGGUGCAGUGUGAGGCCAAGCGUAAGUUUCUGGGCACCUUGUACAAGUUCAUUCAGCCAUACAUUACGAGCAGCCCUAUCGUUCUACCAGAUGUUAUGAAGGAUUUCUCCCUUAUCAUGAACAUGAGGCGGUGA